CAUUAUUGUCAAAUGAUUUUGUAAAUAUUUACAUUAUAAAUCUACUGUUUCCUAUUUCUUUAAAUUAUAAGAUAACUGAUUUAAAACAAUAAUACAUAGUGUUACAUAGUUAUUAGGACAUACUAUCCCCAAUUCUAUUAUGGGGCAGUACGACACGGGCUUAACAAACAACCCCCAAGAAGUAUCCACAAAUGUGGAGUUGGACCAUCCAAAUAUUAAUGAUGAUUCCGACUCUGAUAUGGAGGAAAAUGAUCAGUGGGGUGGAUAUGUACCUUUAGCUCAGAACCCCAAUGAUGCAGAACCUCUAGAUGAACUUAGUGCAUCAGAAGAUGAAGAAAUGAAUCUGCAAGAAUUAGACUCUUCCCCAACAUCUGGACCUUCUGGUUCCAUACCAGAAGUCAGACCUGCAAGUGCAGCCUUAGUUGAAGAAGUUUGGACUAAUUCACCUCCUAGAGAAUCAGACAUAGAAAUGAGUGAGAAAAAGAUUAACUUAGUCAAGCAAGUAAUGUUAAACAUUCAGUUACCAACGGAUUCUAUACCAUCAUGGGCAAAUGAUAUUCCUGAAGAAGAAUGGAAAGACCAUCUUUUGAAAAGGUUGAAUAAAAAUGAUAAAUAAUUAGUUUUCUGAAUAUAUUUAUGUUGAAUUGAGUCUCGUAAUAUAUGGUUAUAGCAUAGUGAUACUUUCAUGCAGUAUUUGAAUUUUUAGGAUUAUAUUACUUCCAUUAGAUUAUAAGCAAAAUUAUUCAAAAAUAAAAAUAGAGAUUGUUCUCACGAUUUGCUUCUAAACUAAAAUCUUAUGUGAAAGAUGUAAUUUGAAAUAAUUUAUCAAGAUCCUCAACCCAUUUUACAAUAACACACAUUUCUGUUCAUAUAAAAUUUUAUUAAUAAAUGUUUUUCAUAAA
Anthonomus grandis grandis is the source of this 902-nucleotide messenger RNA. RefSeq names its product male-enhanced antigen 1. The record is from RefSeq and is a predicted model, not a curated record. The coding region runs from base 140 to 616 and encodes 158 amino acids. Lineage: Eukaryota; Metazoa; Arthropoda; Insecta; Coleoptera; Curculionidae. The transcript has 3 exons. Gene Ontology annotation, biological process: spermatogenesis.